AUACCAUCAAAUAAUUUUUUUUAAAGAAACUUUAAGACAAGACAAAUUCUAGUUUAUAACGUAUUGAAGUACUACAAAAAUGUUCUCGACAAAGAAAAGCUUAGAAAAGUUUAUGCAGGCGUACAAAAAUGAAGUACGCCGGCACAUCAGCAAGACAACUAGCGUCACCAAUUCUGAUGCCAUGGCCCCGAGGCUGGACCAGUCGGCGAGCAAGUCACCACAGGCUGAGGAAACCGGACCGAAGAGACUGCUGAAGCUGCAAAAAUAUCACAGAUUCCUGUCGACCCUGACUCCUCAGGAAAUGCCGAUGGCUACCCGAGGACUGGCCGUUUCCAAGGACCAGUCCCGGGAGUUCAUGGCUGUCUUUCCGGACAUCGUCAGGGAUCUCACUGAGACUGGCAAGCACAUUGAUGUUCCGGAAGCCAGCAAAUGGUUGGCUAAGCUGUUGCAAUAUAAUGUACCAAACGGUAAGAAGAAUAGGGGACUGGCCACGAUCCUAGCUUACAAAAUGCUUGAGAAGAAAGAAAAUUUAACGCCAGAGAACAUUCUGCUUGCAAACGUUAUGGGAUGGUGCGUCGAAAUGUUCCACACCCACCAACUUCUACUCAACGACAUCAUGGAAGGUACCACGAUGCGUCGCGGCGUUCCGUGCUGGCACCGACGGCCCGACGUCGGUCUAAACGGCAUCAACGACGCUGCCCUGAUCCAAUCCGCAAUGUAUACCAGUCUGAAACGGCACUUCAACUCCAAGCCAUAUUACAAUUACGUACUUGAAACCUUCAAUGAGAUGCUGAUGAAAUGUUCAAUGGGUCACUACGUUCAAAAAUUAAUGCUGAAAACCGAUAAGCCAGACUUAUCUCUGUUCACAAUGGAGAAAUACGAAGCGAUCACUAAAUACAAGACUUCUUAUUACACAUUCCAAAUGCCCGUCUCGUUGGCAUUGCUAAUGACCGGCGUCGACGAUCCAGAGACCCACAGACAAGCUAAAACUAUUCUGCUGAAGAUGGGAGAGUUCUUCCAAAUUCAAGAUGAUUUUCUGGACUGCUUCGGGGACCCCACGGUGACUGAAAAGUACGGUACCGACAUUCAAGAUGGAAAAUGCACUUGGCUGGCAGUCGUUGCACUGCAGAGGGCAACUCCUGCCCAAAAACAAAUCAUGGAAGACAAUUACGGAGUCAAUAAACCUGAAGCUAUCGCCAGGAUUAAAGAUCUCUAUGAAGAACUUCAGCUACCCCAUACGUACUCGGUCUUCGAAGAAACUACCUACGAUCUCCUUAGAACGCAGAUCCAACAAGUCACAAGGGGACUACCUCACGAAUUGUUCUUCAAAAUCUUAGACAACAUCUUCAGGCGAAGCGUGUAAAUGCUGUGACUAUAUAACACAUAUGUAUAUUAGAAAUUAAAACUAGUCUAUAUCUAGAUGUACCAAUUAUUGAUUAAGGAUAAGUUUAACAAAAAUGUAGAUGACGAUCUCAAACUCUUUGCAGAUUAUUGUAUGUUUUGGCACCGGCGCUAGAUUUGAUGAAAGCGCAAGAAAAAAAAUUGUAAUCAAAAUCAAGAAACGAGUGAUUGAUCGAAAUUGUUCUCGAAAUAUUAGCUUAGCCAUUAAAUGAUCGUUAGUAGUGUUAGAAAUGUAAUGUAUAAAUCAAUGCACCUGAUUGUAGCGAUUGAUUGUAGUUAAAACUGUUAUUUGCUAAAACAAUAGUUUAACUGUUCGUUGUAUUAUAGUUUUCGUUAUUUAAAAU
This is a messenger RNA of Bombyx mori (domestic silkworm), 1745 nucleotides long. RefSeq names its product farnesyl pyrophosphate syntase (gene Fps). Gene Ontology annotation, biological process: trans, trans-farnesyl diphosphate biosynthetic process. NCBI's taxonomy places the organism in Eukaryota, Metazoa, Arthropoda, Insecta, Lepidoptera, Bombycidae. Gene Ontology annotation, molecular function: (2E,6E)-farnesyl diphosphate synthase activity; dimethylallyltranstransferase activity. The record is from RefSeq and is marked provisional. Gene Ontology annotation, cellular component: cytoplasm.